GUAUAUAUAUAUAUGUAUGUAUAUAUUUUGGAGUAUUUAUUUCAUUUGCAGUAGCGCUCAGUACUAUUCCAUUCACAUUUUCUCUCCACUUAAUUUCCCACGCCACACUCGACGGACACUCCGCCACGCUCGAUUGUGUUACGUUGAUUUGUGUGAGAUUCAAUUUUUCCGCUGGAAUUUGUUCUUGAGUUUUGUUGAUUUGUGUGUGAUUCAAUUUUUCCGCUGGAAUUUGUUCUUGAGUUACGUUGAUUUGUGUGUGAUUCAAUUUUUCCGCUGGAAUUUGUUCUUGAGUUACGUUGAUUUUUGUGAGAUUCAGUUUUUCCGCUGGAAUUUGUUCUUACGGAUUGGUUACGUUGCGUUUGGGGAUGGAUGUGGAGUUUGGUGGAGAGUUUUCUGGUUCGAAUGAUCGGAUGAUCGUUAAGCGGAAGCGGAGUCGGCGGUUGAGGCAAUCGCAGUACUGCACCUCGAGCAGCGGUGAUGGCGGCGACGCUAUUUCGCAGGUUUCGUCGUCUCCAACGACGUCUACGAGCGCGGAGACGGAGGAUGAGGAUAUCGCUGCGAAUUGUUUGAUUUUGCUUGCUCGCGGCGGUGGAAUUGGUUUUUUGCCGCCGGCGGCGGCGGCGGCGGCGGCGGCGGCGGCGGCGGAGGAGGAGGAGGAGGAGGAGGAGGAUAAAUUUAGUAGCCGGAAAUUUACGGAAAUGGCGACGACUACGACCGGUAAAGUCGGAAUCUACGUUUACGAGUGUAAGACUUGCAAUCGAACCUUUCCUUCGUUUCAAGCGUUAGGCGGACACAGAGCGAGCCAUAAGAAGCCUAAAUCCUCCGAUCAAAUCGACCCGAAGAAAUCACCUCCGCCGGCGCCGGCGUCUCCACCGUCUCAGAGUUAUCAACACGAAGAGCUCACCAAACUAAACACGAAGACAGCUCCGGCGGCGUCAACGCAACCGACGGAAAUCAACAAACACAAAAUCCACGAGUGUUCCAUCUGCGGAUCAGAGUUCGCGUCAGGCCAAGCGCUCGGAGGUCAUAUGAGAAGGCACCGUCCAGUAACCGCUGCCAAAACAGGUAACACCGAAUCUUCAUCUUCAUCGCCGCAGGACAAAGGCAGCAGACCUGCUCUGGCAUUGGAUCUCAACCUGCCAGCUCCACCGGAGGACGAAUUCCAUCCGUUUUCCGCAUCAUCCAAGCCGCAGUCGCCGCCACACCUCGCCUUCUCCUCCGCGCCGGCGCUCGUAGACUGCCACUACUGAGCUACUACAGCAAAACUGCAUUAAAUCAAGGCAAACAAAUCUCAAUCUCAAUCUCAAUUUCAAUAAUUCACAAAUUUUAUUAUCCUUAUUAUUAUCAUUAUUGUUCUAAUGAAUUCAUUGAAUCUACACUCUCAUCCCAACUGUUGUUGUUUCAGUUUCAAGUAAUUAAUCAAAAACUAAUUAAUUAAUUGUAUUCUUUGAGUGAGUGAUUGAAUUUAAGUGGUUUCUAUUCA
Molecule: messenger RNA, 1483 nt
Organism: Andrographis paniculata
Lineage: Eukaryota; Viridiplantae; Streptophyta; Magnoliopsida; Lamiales; Acanthaceae
Product: zinc finger protein ZAT5-like
Exons: 1
Coding region: 366-1250 (294 amino acids)
Source: RefSeq, a predicted model, not a curated record